Molecule: messenger RNA, 1527 nt
Organism: Nerophis lumbriciformis (worm pipefish)
Lineage: Eukaryota; Metazoa; Chordata; Actinopteri; Syngnathiformes; Syngnathidae
Source: RefSeq, a predicted model, not a curated record
AUGGAUACCCCUUCAAUGGUCCUACUGGGGCUCCUUCUCGCUUAUGGCCUAGUCUGUCAGAUUCAGGGGAGUGUCUCAGACAGCCAGAGCUAUACGGGAGCCCAAGAAUUUGACAGCAGUGAUGAUGGUCUGGAGAGAGAAUUUCUUUAUGCAGGAAGGAGCAAACGUGCUCCCGCUGAACAACCACAAGACAAAUGCUCUUACACUUUCAUUGUACCACAGCAAAAAGUGACGGGAGCUAUCUGCGUCAACUCCAAGGAGCCAGAGGUCACGCUGGAGAAUCGUGUGAACAAGCAGGAUUUAGAGCUCCUCAAUGUGGAGCUGCAAAAACAGAAGAGGCAAAUCGAGACUCUUCAACAACUGGUUGAAGUUGAUGGAGGCAUUGUUAAUGAGGUCAAGCUUCUUAGGAAGGAAAGCAGAAAUAUGAAUUCCAGAGUUACCCAGCUGUACAUGCAACUCCUCCAUGAGAUCAUCCGAAAGAGAGACAAUGCCCUUGAAUUAGCUCAGGUAGAAAACAGGAUACUUAACCAAACUUCAGAGAUGCAAACACUUGCCAGUCGCUAUAAAGACUUGGAGCACAAGUACCAGCACUUGGCCUCUUUGGCCACCAACCAGUCAACUCUUAUUGCACUGCUGGAGGAGCAGUGCCAGGGUCGAACUCCUCCCCGACAUGUCCCGGUGCCACAGCCACGGGCUCAGCCGCCUCGACCGUCACCGCCUCUUAACAAACCAUACCAGCCACCAGUCCUUCCUCGUAUUAACAAACCGCUCAGCAAUGAAAUACAGAGUGAUCAGAAGUCUCUACCACCUCCAACUAUGCCUACAAUCACACAUGACCCAUCUUCCACUGACAAACCCUCUGGUCCAUUUAGAGACUGUCUGCACGCUCUGGACGAAGGCCACAGCCAUAGCGGCAUGUACUUGUUAAAACCAGAGAAUGCCAACCGUCUAAUGCAGGUGUGGUGUGACCAGAGACAUGACCCAGGUGGCUGGACCGUAAUCCAGAGGAGAGUGGAUGGCUCUGUCAACUUUUUCAGGAACUGGGAGACGUACAAGCAAGGAUUUGGAAAUAUCGAUGGCGAGUACUGGCUUGGCCUGGAAAAUAUCUACUGGCUGACUAACCAGGGAACCUACAAACUGCUGGUAACUUUGGAGGACUGGUCUGGCCGAAAGGUGUUUGCCGAGUACGCAAGCUUCAGAGUGGAGGCCGAGGCUGACUACUACAAGCUACGAGUUGGUCGUUAUCAUGGCAACGCCGGCGACUCUCUCACCUGGCACAAUGGAAAACAAUUUACAACACUUGAUAGAGACCAUGAUGCAUAUACAGGUAACUGUGCCCACUACCAAAAGGGAGGCUGGUGGUACAACUCCUGUGCCCAUUCUAAUUUAAAUGGCGUUUGGUACAGAGGUGGACAUUACCGAAGCCGUUACCAAGAUGGAGUUUACUGGGCAGAGUUCAGAGGAGGAGCAUAUUCACUUAAGAGAGUAAUCAUGAUGAUCCGUCCAAAUGCAAACACAUUCCACUAA